Capsaspora owczarzaki ATCC 30864 is the source of this 4140-nucleotide messenger RNA. Its product is annotated as plasma membrane calcium-transporting ATPase 4. Gene Ontology annotation, molecular function: ATP binding; P-type calcium transporter activity; ATP hydrolysis activity. NCBI's taxonomy places the organism in Eukaryota, Filasterea, Ministeriida, Capsasporidae. Gene Ontology annotation, cellular component: intracellular membrane-bounded organelle; membrane. The record is from RefSeq and is a predicted model, not a curated record. Bases 1 to 4140 code for a protein of 1379 amino acids. The transcript has 3 exons.
AUGGCGGGAGGUCGUAAACUGCGACGCGGCGGUGGUCGGCAUUCGCGUUCAUCCUUUUCCGAAACUUCAACGCCGUCGCAGGGUCCAACAUUGCAGCAGCAGCAGCAGCAGCAGCAGCUGGUGGGCGCCGGGUCCUACCAGCCAGGCAUGUCUGCUCAGCGCCAACAUUUCGAGGUGGCUGUCGCAGAAGCACAGGCCAACAACCCGUUGCUGCAGGCGCAGAAUUCGACGUCACUGAGCGACAGCAUUCUUGGAUCGACCACUGCGACGCCGGCAAACAGUACACGCGCGUACAUUGACGCCGCCGUCCGCGCAAAUCUACCACAGCACAGUACAACCUCAGCCACGAAUGCAACAGCAGCAACAGCAGCAACACCUAGACCUGGCGCUCCUCCUGUGGCCCCUGGGCGAGCCGCAUCUGCGCCUGUCAACGUCUCAACCUUGGCCGAAAUCAUGCAAGCGCACGGCGAGCCAGACGCCCCGGAAAUGCUGCGCUCGAGCUACGGAGGUGUCCAGGGCAUUGCCUCGAGCCUCGGAGUCCCGUCGCUCGAAUCGGGCCUGGCUGGCGAUGACGAGGAAUUGGAACGCCGCCGCCGCGAUUUUGGCAAGAACUUUGUCGAGCCAAAGCCACCCAAGUCGUUUCUGGCGCUCGUCUGGGAGGCCCUGCAUGAUUUGACAUUGAUUGUCUUGCUGAUUUCCGGCACAGUGUCGCUGGUGCUGGGCGCAACGAUCGAAUCCGACCCGUCGAUUGACUGGAUCGAGGGUGCAUCCAUUCUGCUCGCCGUGCUGAUUGUCGUCCUUGUCACCGCCGGCAACGACUACCAGAAGGAACGCCAAUUCCGUAAACUCAACUCGGUGAACGAGGAUGUCCAGAUCAAGGUCAUCCGCAAUGGCGAAAAGACGACCGUGUCCAUCAAGCAACUCGUGGUUGGCGACGUUGUCCGCCUGGAAGUCGGCGACAUUCUGCCGGCCGAUGGCAUUCUCUUUGACGCGAGCGACAUGAAGAUUGACGAGAGCGCUCUUACGGGCGAGUCCGAUCUCAUCCGCAAGUCUGAGGGCGACCACCCCUUCCUGCUGUCUGGCACCAAGGUCAUGGAGGGUCUCGGUCGCAUGCUGGUGAUUGCCGUGGGUGCCAAUUCCCAGGCAGGCAUUAUCACAGCGCUGGUGCAUGGCUCGAAAGGCAAAGCCCGGACCCACGCCACCCAGGCGAGCAACCAGCCCCAGCGGUACACGGCCGUUCGUGCCGAAGACCAACCUUCUGACGAAUCGUCCGACUCUGAUUCCUCCGACGAGGACGACGACGAGCCGACGCCAUUCCAGGAGCGCCGCCAGCAGCCGCAGCAGGCGGAGGCUGUUCACCAAUCAUGGUGGGCUCGCUGGCGCAACAAGCGCAAGAUGAAAAAGGCAAAACAAGAGGCCAAGAAGGCGCACGAAGAUUCGCAAAGGUCUGUUCUCCAGGCAAAGUUGGAACGCCUUGCAGUCCAAAUCGGCAAGCUGGGCAUCGUCAUGGCCAUCGUGGUAUGGCUGGUGCUGACGCUGCGGUUUACCAUCGAGACGUUCGCCAUUGACAAGCGCUCCUGGUCCAACGACUACAUUUCACGCUACCUGGACUUUUUCAUUGUUGGCAUUACUAUUCUAGUCGUGGCUGUUCCUGAGGGACUGCCUCUCGCCGUCACGCUCGCGCUUGCAUUCAGUGUGCGCAAAAUGCUCAAGGACAACAAUCUCGUUCGACAUCUGGAUGCUUGCGAGACCAUGGGCUCGGCGACAACCAUCUGUUCCGACAAGACUGGUACCUUGACGACCAACAAGAUGACCGUGAUGCGGUCAUGGGCCGCCGACAACGAAUUUGGCGCGUCCGCUUCGCGUGACCCGGGUGCCUCUUCUUCUUCACCAGCAGCUGCGGCGAGCACGAGUCAGCACGCGGCCGGGAAUGUGCUCGCCAGACUCUUCUCGACUGCUGUCGCCGUCAACUCGACCGCGGACGUCAAGUUUGGUCGACUCGAUGCCUCGGAAAACCCUGCCCGGAACAACAACCUACACGCUGCAGCGCCGUCCUUGCUGUCCCAUUUCCGCAGCUACAGCAACACGGAAGUUCCCAUCCCGACCCAUCCGUCCAGCAGCGACUCUGGCGCACAUCUCGAGGAGCAGCAUAUUGGCAACAAGACCGAGUGUGCUCUUCUCUCCUUCUCCCACCGCAUGGGUUUCAACUACCGCGAUAUUCGCGAAGCGCACCACCCGCGGCGUGUGCUGACAUUCUCGUCCGCUCGCAAGCGCAUGAGCGCAAUCUGCGCUGGCCAACCGCACAGCGACAGCAAGGAUGGCUUUACUCUGUACUGCAAGGUCAUCACCACCUACGCCAAAGAGGGUCUGCGAACCCUGGCGAUCGCCAUGCGUCACUUUGAUCGCGAGGACGAGUGGGAAGAGGUGGAAGCCGACGACCUCGAGGCGCAGUUGUCGCUGGUGGCCAUCGUCGGUAUUGAAGAUCCCGUCCGUCCGGAGGUGCCGGCAGCCAUUGCCAAGUGCCAGCGUGCUGGAAUUACUGUCCGCAUGGUUACUGGCGAUAACUUGACAACGGCGGUGUCGAUUGCGCGCAAGUGUGGCAUUCUCCCACCUGCGCCGGGCUCUACUCAUGCCGAUGGCUCGGUUGCUGUUCCAAUCAACGAGCACACUCGGAAUCAGCUUCACCCUGAUGACAGCUCGGCCACUGGUGAUAUUAGCGAGUAUGACGCAGCCGACGACGACGACGACGACGACGACGAUAACAACUCGGCUCGAGCCUCACCUCAGUCCCGACUCCUUCGCCGGGCCCAAGGACACCUCCACCAGCACGCAGGCACAUUCGGCCAGUACAACACGUUUGAAAGCGCGUCCCACCAGCCGGACAAUGGCCCACCGGUGUGCAUCGAAGGCCCCGAGUUCCGCCGCCGAGUGCUUGACGCAAGCGGCAACAUCAUCCAAGCCGAGUUUGAUCGAAUUUGGCCUCACUUGCGAGUCAUGGCUCGCUCGUCUCCGCAGGACAAGUACACGCUUGUCUCUGGCCUGCUCGGUAGUCGACUCAACACCAAUCCCGAGGUGGUGGCUGUGACGGGCGACGGCACGAACGAUUCGCCCGCUCUCAAACGUGCCGACGUGGGCUUUGCCAUGGGAAUUUCUGGAACGACCGUGGCCAAGGACGCGUCCGAUAUUAUUCUGAUGGACGACAACUUUAACAGCAUUGUCAAGGCCGUCAUGUGGGGCCGCAACGUGUACGACUCGAUUGCCAAGUUCAUCCAGUUCCAGCUCACGGUGAACUUGGUCGCCAUCAUCACUGCCACCCUGUCUGCCAUCAUCAUUGAAAAGAGUGCCUUGACGGCCAUCCAGCUGCUCUGGGUCAACCUGCUGAUGGACUCGCUCGCCUCGCUCGCCCUGGCCACCGAGCCGCCGUCCGAAGACCUCUUGAAACGCCAGCCGUACGGCAGAAACAAGGCGCUGAUCAGCCGCAUCAUGCUUCGCAACAUUCUGUUCCAUUCGCUGUACCAGCUGGGCGUCAUGUUUACGCUCAUUUUUGUCGGCGACAAGAUUCUCGACAUUCCCAACGGCCGAGACAACAGUGACGACCACGCCCCACCCACGCAGCACUUUACGAUCGUCUUUAAUGUCUUUGUGCUGUCGCAGAUUCUCAACCAGAUCAACGCCCGCCACAUUCACAACGAGCACAACCCGUUCAAGCACUGCUUCAACAACUGGCUCUUCCUCGUGAUUCUCGCCGGCGAGCUGGCCAUGCAGGUCAUUAUUGUCGAGUUUGGCGGCCGCGCCUUCUCUGUCACGCCUCUGACGGGCAUGCAGUGGGGCUUUUGCAUCGUGCUGGCGCUCUUUGUUUUGCCCGUGGGAGCGCUGAUCAGCUGGAUUCCUGUCGGCAUCCUGCCCAAGCGACUGAGCAUCGGCCGCAAGCCUCCCACGAAAGACGCGGAGGGCAGUCAGUGGCGCAAGCUGUGGUUCCGAAGCACCAAGCGUGUGCAAACCCAACUCCGAGUUGUUCACGCCUUGCAAGACAAUCUCUACCGCCACCGGCAUCGCGUCUCCGAGACCUACAAAGCGCUCCGCCGAGCCUCUUCGUUGCGUCGCGAUUCUGGCCUCCACCAACAGUACCAGCAGCAGUAG